AUGCCCGUCCCCGACGAACACAUUCAUCCUGUCGCGACCGGCCCUGCCGCUGCCAUUGUGAAAGCCCACUCUGAGCCUGUUGAUGGCGGCGUCACUUUCUACAGUGGCUGGUUCUGCCCCUUCGUUGCGAGGGUUUGGAUCACUUUGGAGGAGCGCAAGAUCCCGUACCAUUACGUCGAGAUCAACCCAUACAAGAAGGAUCCCGAGUUUCUGAAGCUCAACCCGAAGGGUCUCGUGCCCGCCCUUGAGCACCACGGCAAGGCCUUGUACGAGUCGCUUGUCUUGAUUGACUACAUCGAGGAUGCUUUCCCGGACCACCCCAACUCCCUCCUCCCUCCCUUGAGCGACCCCUACGGCCGCGCCUUCGCUCGUCUUUGGACAGACUUCAUCAGCAAAUCCGUCAUCCCCACCUUCUUCCGCCUCGUGCAAGCUCAGGAAGACUCUGCCCGUAACACCGCCCGCGAGGACUUCGUCAAAGCCCUCAAGCAGCUGACAGAGAAGCGCACCGGCCCGUUCUUCUUGGGCGAGAAACUCGGAUUGGUAGAUGUUGCGAUUGCGCCGUGGCUCGAGCGCUUGUACAUUCUCGAGAAGCAUCGUGGGUUUAAAGAGGACGAUGUUGGGCAGGACUUUGUUGAGUGGAAGAAGGCUAUUACUUCGAAGGAGAGCGUGAAGAACGUCCUGAGUGACAGGGAGCACUACGAGGAGAUCUAUGGGAGGUAUCUCAGGGACGAAGCUCAGAGUGAGGCUGCGAAGGCGACCAGGAGUGGCAAGGCUAUUCCCUGA
This is a messenger RNA of Saitoella complicata NRRL Y-17804, 783 nucleotides long. Its product is annotated as glutathione-S-transferase. Gene Ontology annotation, cellular component: cytoplasm. The coding region runs from base 1 to 783 and encodes 260 amino acids. The transcript is spliced from 4 exons. Gene Ontology annotation, molecular function: glutathione transferase activity. The record is from RefSeq and is a predicted model, not a curated record. NCBI's taxonomy places the organism in Eukaryota, Fungi, Ascomycota, Saitoellomycetes, Saitoellales, Saitoellaceae.